Vicia villosa (hairy vetch) is the source of this 1102-nucleotide messenger RNA. Its product is annotated as zinc finger CCCH domain-containing protein 48-like. NCBI's taxonomy places the organism in Eukaryota, Viridiplantae, Streptophyta, Magnoliopsida, Fabales, Fabaceae. The record is from RefSeq and is a predicted model, not a curated record. The coding region runs from base 1 to 705 and encodes 234 amino acids. The transcript has 7 exons. Gene Ontology annotation, molecular function: protein binding; metal ion binding.
AUGACAGAGAUAAAGCAUUUCCAAUUUCAUCAUGUUGAAUAUUUGGUUUUGAAAAUGCUUAGUAUUUACAUUGGUAGUGACAAAGCUGGUUGUUAUUGCAUCGCAAUUGACCCAACAGGCAGAGAAAAGACACAAAUUGCUAAGGUUUCUCCAAAGCAUGUCUGCAAAUAUUGGAUGAAUGGCGAUUGUGUUCGUGGUGAACAUUGCCGGAAUUUACAUUCCUGGUUUUAUGGUGAUGGCUUUGCCACAUUAGUAAAGCUUCAAGGACACAAGAAGCUUGUCAUUGGAAUUGCACUUCCACAUGGAUCAAACAAACUUUAUUCUGGCAGCACCGAUGGGACACUUCGGACAUGGGACUGUGUUACUGGUCAAUGUACUAAUUUGACGAAUCUUGGUGCUGAAGCUACCUCUUUGAUCAGUGAGGGCCCGUGGAUUUUUGUUGGUCUGCCUAACAUUGUCAAGGCAUGGAAUAUGCAAACUGCUUCACAUUUAACUCUCGAUGGACCUAAGGGACGAGUCCUUGCCAUGGUUGUUGGCAAUGAUACACUCUUAGCUGGAGCAGAGGCAGUUCUAAAUCCAAUUCCCCUUUUGAACUGGUUGCAUCACUACGCGGACACACUAAAUCUGUUGUUUGCCUGGCUGUUGGAUGUAACAAGAUGUUGUACUCAAGAUCCAAGGAUCAAAGCAUCAAGGUUUGGGACCUAGACAAAUUUGAGUGUAAAAUGACACUCAAUGCGCAUACAGGAGAAGUCACAUCCCUUAUUUGUUGGGACAAAUUCUUGCUAUCCGGUUCAUCAGACUGCACUAUCAAGACUUUGCUUGAUAAGAUGAAGUCGGUGUACACGAAUGUAGAAGGUCUUCCUCCGGAUCGAAUUGUGGAAAGCAAUUGCUUCUCCAGGGCGUGGUAUUUUGGCCAUGGAUGAAUCCAAUGCUACAUGUGGAAAGCGGUUGGAUUCAAUUGGACUAGAGAACACCGAAGCUAACCGUCAAGUAUGGCGUAAAAUUAUAUAUGAAGAAAGUGUUAUGACUUGGUUAAAAUAUAAUUUUUAUGUGUAUGAUUUUAUAGUACUUGAAAUAUUAUGAAUGCACAUGAUUUUGUAUA